This is a messenger RNA of Austrofundulus limnaeus, 1874 nucleotides long. RefSeq names its product cell division cycle 37, HSP90 cochaperone. Lineage: Eukaryota; Metazoa; Chordata; Actinopteri; Cyprinodontiformes; Rivulidae. Gene Ontology annotation, cellular component: cytoplasm. Gene Ontology annotation, molecular function: protein kinase binding; heat shock protein binding; protein-folding chaperone binding. The record is from RefSeq and is a predicted model, not a curated record. Gene Ontology annotation, biological process: protein folding; protein stabilization.
AAAAACAAAAACAAACGAAAAAAACAAGCGCUUUACGUGACACUUCUUUGCGUGCUUCUGACGGCGCAGCGUCAUCACGUAAACAGGAAACGUAGAAGCGAUUCUUUCUAGAAUUCUGUAGUAGCGUCUGGCUAAGAGAGUGGGAGAGGUCCAAGUCUAUUUAUCCUAAAGUGAAAAAGCAAAUCGCCGGAUUUUUUACAAAUUCGUAUUUCUGAGAGGCGUGGUUGUGUUAGUGUGUUUGUGGACGUAUUUUAGUUUGGUUGUGGUCAGCUUCGGUGAACUUAUUUGACUCUCAAACAAGCUAAGCUGUUAGCUUUGGGCUCUGGUUUGCAGGAUGUCAAGGAUAGAUUACAGCGUGUGGGACCACAUUGAGGUCUCGGACGACGAAGAUGAUACCCACCCCAACAUCGACACACCCAGUCUGUUCAGAUGGAGACAUCAGGCCCGUGUGGAGCGAAUGGAAGAUUUUCAAAAGAAGGGUGAAGAUCUCAACAAGAGUCUGACCGACUGUCGGCGUAAGCUGGCGGAGACGCAGAAGAAAUUACAAGAGUUGAGCCUUGCCUCAUCUGACGGCGCCAAAGCAGAACUGAGUAAAGUGCAGGCUGAGGAGAAGAAGUUUAAAAAAGAGGAGCGAGAAUUAGCGAAGAAGAUGGAGGAGCACAACAGAGAGGAGAAGAAGAUGCCAUGGAACGUAGACACCCUCAGCAAGGAUGGCUUCAGCAAGAGCAUCGUCAACGUCAAACCCGAUCCUUCUGAAGAGACCGAAGAGGAGAAGGAGCAAAAGCACAARACCUUUGUAGAAAAGUACGAGAAGCAGAUCAAACAUUUCGGCAUGUUGCGACGUUGGGAUGACAGCCAGAAAUACCUCUCUGACAAUCCUUAUCUUGUUUGUGAAGAAACUGCCAACUAUCUCGUCAUCAUGUGCAUUGAUCUGGAAGUCGAAGAGAAACAUGCAUUGAUGGAGCAAGUGGCUCAUCAGACUAUCGUCAUGCAGUUUAUUCUAGAGCUGUCAAAAAGCCUCAAAGUGGACCCCCGUGGUUGCUUCCGUCAAUUUUUUACCAAGAUCAAGACGGCUGACCAGCAGUACCAGGACGCUUUCAACGAUGAGUUAGAAUCAUUCAAGGAGCGAGUUCGGGGAAGAGCAAAGAUCCGCAUAGAAAAGGCCAUGAAGGAAUUGGAGGAAGAGGAACGACAGAAGCGUAUAGGUCCCGGUGGACUAGAUCCUGUUGAGGUGUACGAGUCCCUGCCAGCUGAGAUGCAGAAAUGUUUUGAUGAGAAGGACAUCCAGAUGUUACAAGAAGUCAUUACCAAAAUGGAUCCAACGGAGGCAAAGCUUCAUAUGAAAAGAUGCAUYGACUCAGGACUCUGGGUUCCCAACGCCAAAACUGAUGGGGAUGAAAAAGAAGAAGAAGAAGCCACCUACGAAGAGGUGAAACAGGAGCUGGAGGAAACAAAGACAGAGUGACGAGAAUAAUUUUUUUUGAAUUGUUCUUUGCAAAUGUACUCACCCAAUGUAAUGCGACUUCAUAUGUGUAUGAUUAGUUGGCUAAUGGAAUGUUUCUCAUGAAGUUUAGAAAGAUUAAACUGAAUCAUGUUCACUUAACUUUGUUGGAUGAGUCCCCCCCCCCCACACUCCCAGAUAGGAAACUGCUGCUUGAGUGUAUUGACGUUGUUGAAGUCCUAUUCUUUCAUUUAUUUGUAUGUUUUAGUUUGUAGAGGGGUGUAUGAACAAACACAUGCCUGGCUUCUUUAAUUGGACAUUAGAUUUGCUUUUUUUUCAGGGGUUUUUCUUGACAUUUAGGCUCUUUUCAAAUUAUAAAUCACAUGCUUCUCUUCUAAUGUCUAUUUCUAUAAACGUCUGGUUGAACUCUGUC